UAUUUGCCAAUCCGAUGCGCGACAGAAGCCCUCGCUGUCACACGAAAUGGAAUCAUAGACGGUAUGAAUGUAUUGAUAACUCGCUCGCGGGUGUAAAUCCGGUGUUUGCUUUUGUUUAUAUUGAUCUGGACGUGAGGCACUUCUAUUUGUUCGCUCUGUUUGGGAGACAACUGCUCGACAAUUAUUGUCUUACCUUUGGAAUUCCGGGCGAUUUUGAGGAGGCGCAGUCCGCCAGAAAUUACGCACGGGACAACAUGAUUUUGAAACAUUUGGAUUUUCUCUUGGUUCUACGAUACUUUAUUCAUUUGGUCGCACUAGAGGUUGCAGCUGAGAAAGCUCUCCCUGAGCCGCUCAACCUGUCAUUGACGUGGGAGUCUGAAUUCCGUAUAAAGCUGUCGUGGAACGCACCAACUGAUUUAGAUGCAUCAUGCAAGGUGAACUACAUGAUCACUACAACGAUCGGAGAGGAGAAGCCCAUAUUAAUGUCAACUUUCAGCUUGUAUAAAGAGUACAAUGUCACUACGAAUGAUGCAGUGAAUUACACAGUGAAAACAAACCCCAAACACUGUACAGGCAGAAGCAUAAGCAAACCUGUCAGCAUCUCUACACCUAAACCCACAGAGUUGGUGAAGAACUUCCAGUGUUCCCUCUACUCCUCUAAGGCCAUGAACUGCAGCUGGCUCCCAGCCAAUCAGGCCUCAGACCUCCAGCUCUACUAUGGGUACCUUGGUCCCUCCCACAUAGCAGCAUGCAGUGAGUACCAGUACAGAGAUGGUCAGAGGUCAGGAUGUCACCUGAGAGGAUCCUUCCUUCAAUAUGACGUCUACUUCAAGGUCAAUGGGACUCUCGAUGGCUUAUCUGUACAGAAUAACUUCCUGGUGCUUCCUAGAAAUCAUGUCAAGGCCCCGGCCCCUAAGGUGAAGAUAACAGAGACAGGAAGGAAUCUCAUCAUGAGCUGGGACCCUCCGGACAUAGGCGCUGUCCACUGCUGGAAGUACAUCUUGAACUACAGCAAGUGUCAACUGCUCGUGGAUAGUAAAGAAAUCAAAUUGAAACAUGUGAUGGUUUCAUAUGACGAGACAUGCCAGUACAGAGUCAAGCUUAAAGCAGUCUAUACGAAAUGGUGUGGAGAGGGAGGCAGCGACUGGAGCGAAGAGGAAAUCUAUGGUGUGGAUGAUUGGUCGAUGACUGUGUUUGCUGUCGUCAUUCCAGCUGUAGUCUUCUUAUUCCUCAUCCUUUUAAUUUGUUGUUUUAUGAAGCACAGAGAGAAGGUUUUCCCCACGAUUCCACAUCCCUCACUGGUUUUCAAGGACAUGCUGAACAGCAAUAAGGGACUGAAGAGCUCCAUAGGCAAUCUCUAUGUCCCGGAUGAGGAGGAGGUGGAAUGUAAGAUCAGCCUAGAGAAAGAUUAUACUCUUCCCAUGAUGCAACCUGAUCACUGAGAGACUACACACUGACCCAGUAGUGAUUACUACUGUACAGACAGAUACAGCAACAACCUGACCCGGUAUGACCUGGGAGCCAAGUGACUUCAGUGUCAUUGACCGGCCCUCAAAGUAAGCUAUCUUAAGGUGGACCCUAACUGUACUGCUGAAGAGUGUCAGGAGUUGGAGCUCCACAGUCGAUGGACGACCUUAACGGGUUGGAUACAGACUGAGAGUAUGUGGACUAUGGACUAUGGAGACGCCUUUUCUUUUGUUUGUCCUGGAACUGUCAGGACUUAUCAACUCACUGACUCCUGUAUUGUUCUGGAUUGCGCGCGUGCGUGUGUGUGUGUGUGUGUGUGUGUGCGUGCGUGUGUGUGUGUGUGUGUGUGUGCGUGCGUGUGUAGGCAGAUACUAAGAACUGUUCUCAUGUACCCUUUGCAACCCAAGGCUUGGGGUCUUAGGUCAAAUGUCAGAGGUUAUCAGAAAGCCAGUGCAGGAAACGAGGAGGGGCUGGACUCCUAAACCUCACUCCCCGACCAAAUAGGACAUUGGUGGCAGUGCCUGAAGAGAUGCGCAGGCAGCACCACAGUCUUUAUCUGACUGAUCAACCUGGUUGAUCAUGUAAUUAUUUAGGGGACAAAGAGGUACUUGAAGCUGUGAACCUCUGUGAAAUGAGUGCACUACCUGUGCCAUAAAAGGCCAGACCUCUGGGCAGGGACUUUAGGGCAUUGACAUACAGGUAGUUGUGUCCCAAAUCGCUCCCUAUUCACUACAUGUAUAGUGUGUUAAUUUUGUCCAGGGCCCAUAGGGCUCUGGUCAAAAGUAGUGCACUAUGUAGGGAACAGAGUGCCAUUUGAGAUGCAGAAUGCCUAUCAAGGGCUAUAUGCUGCUAAUGUGAGCUAGAUUGUUGUGACUCUAUUGUUAUCAACCUGCAUUGCUAUGUGUAAAUAGGUUGUGCAGGUGUAUCUAUAGUAUGUACAAAUGUUGGUGAAAUAUAUAUUUAGAGUUUUGUGUGUUAAGGAAAUGUUUUGUGCAACACGUAUUUUUAUUUAUUUGUUUUUUAAAAUUUCACAUGCUGUCUUAUGGAA
Messenger RNA from Oncorhynchus gorbuscha (pink salmon), 2515 nucleotides. It is a transcript of the gene il13ra1, whose product is annotated as interleukin 13 receptor, alpha 1. Lineage: Eukaryota; Metazoa; Chordata; Actinopteri; Salmoniformes; Salmonidae. The record is from RefSeq and is a predicted model, not a curated record. Gene Ontology annotation, cellular component: external side of plasma membrane. Gene Ontology annotation, biological process: cytokine-mediated signaling pathway. Bases 15 to 1442 code for a protein of 475 amino acids. The transcript is spliced from 10 exons. Gene Ontology annotation, molecular function: cytokine receptor activity; protein binding.